AUGCAGGAACUUAUGCAGGAAGCGGUCAAACGGAGAGCGGCUUUAGCUCUUGUACAGGAGCCAUAUGUCGGUGCAGGAACACAAGUCAUAGGCUAUGCCGGAGCAAGGGUAUUUCAAGUCUCAGAUAGCGCUGUACGGACCAAGGCGGCCAUAGUAGUCUUCGAUCAAUCCCUGAAGGCUGAGUUAGCGGGCACACCUACCCCAAAUAUUGUAACAAUCAAAAUAGAUAACUGGCCACGGGAAGUGCAUCUAACAUUCUUCUACUUCGAACCGAAACCCCACGCCAUACAACCCUACCUAGAAGAACUUAGCCGAGAAAUAAGAAAGAGAAGAAGUAUCAUAGCAGGCGAUGGGAACGCCAAAAACAUAUGGUGGGGAUCUGCGAAAACUGAUGAAAAAAGAGGCGCUAGAGGCGGUUUUAUCAGAGAAUCAAAUGGAUUGACUAAAUGUAGAAUAUCUCGAAAAGAAGAAGAAUCUCUUACCCGCACAGGCCAUAUCGUGGAAUCCGUUCAUACGGAGAUGGCGAGGGACUCCAGACGCAAAGGACUGAACGCUCUCGCUGCCACUCGUAACAUCAAGACGAAAGGGGUUCACGAGCAAAUGAUGGACGUGACGAAGUAUAAAUUGUGUGUUAAUUGUUUGAGACAAGGUCACCCCGAAAGCGAGUGUCGCAUGGGUCCAUGCCGUGAACGCGGCUGCACCGAGCGUCACAAUAUUCUGCUCCAUCGCCCAUCAUCCUCCUCAAGCCACCUCGCUCUCAUUGAUGAACAAGAUGAAAAUGAAAUUAUCGUUAACUAUUCUAAUCACAAUACAAAUCAGGUGUUAUUAUCUACUGCUAUCAUUGAAGUAUCGAAUCCAGUUGAUCAUCAAAAGGUCAAAGUUCGUGCUCUUUUAGAUUGCGGAAGCCAAUCGUCAUUUAUAUCUGAGUCCCUAAAGACGAGACUGUCAUUAAAGUCUCGCCACAUUGACACACUAAAGGUCAUCGGUAUAGGGAACACUUCUUCAAUGAAUGUAAUUGAAAGUUGUGAUAUUUAA
Messenger RNA from Pieris macdunnoughi, 1035 nucleotides. NCBI's taxonomy places the organism in Eukaryota, Metazoa, Arthropoda, Insecta, Lepidoptera, Pieridae. The record is from the annotation of a GenBank genome assembly.